Messenger RNA from Truncatella angustata, 4485 nucleotides. RefSeq names its product ATP dependent RNA helicase. The coding region runs from base 1 to 4485 and encodes 1494 amino acids. Gene Ontology annotation, molecular function: RNA binding; ATP binding. Gene Ontology annotation, cellular component: intracellular anatomical structure. The transcript is spliced from 4 exons. Lineage: Eukaryota; Fungi; Ascomycota; Sordariomycetes; Amphisphaeriales; Sporocadaceae. The record is from RefSeq and is a predicted model, not a curated record.
AUGGCGGGAGCCAAGAAGAAGAAGACAAAGCCCGCUGGCAACCCAGCGAGGGGUUUUGCCACCACCUCAGUGGCUGCCAAGGUUGUCGCUCGAGUUGAAACUACCGACGACACCGUUGCGCCUUCACUGAAGCCCACCGGCAAGCCAGCGUCAGCCACCGAUGCGAAAGCUGUAGGUCCCGCCGCUGCUGCUGCAACCGCGGCUACCGAUUCCCCGACCAAUGCCCCCAGAAAGGAGGAACUGAGUCCUGAGGAGUUUGAGAAACAGCUCGAGGAGUCAGAACUACAAAUUCUGGUGGAGAAGCAUGCACAAAAGGUCAAGAGGGACGCUCAACGCCAAAAGUCUAGACUCGAAACCGAUCGACGUCUGCUCCGCGGUCAGGCCGAACCCAUCAACACCCGGAAAUGGCUCCCCUCAGAGUUGAUGGACCAGAUAUUGGAUCUCAUCAAGGCCGAAACCCGCUUUGCCUCGUCUUCCUUGGCCGCAGAUUCCACCAGUCCUGGAAAAUUGCUGCCCGAAGAAGACUUGACCGUCAAACUGUGGACGCUGCAGCAGACUCUUGCACCUGCCGGUUUCCCCGAUGGGAGAGUCAAGUCCGUCUUGCAAUAUGUCUUGGACAUUGCGCCUAGCAUAGCAACGACUGCCAAGGACAGCAUCUGGGGCUUGGAAGAGGCCCUUGAUUGGUUGGCGAGGGAGUGUGCCAAAGAUGAACUGCCCGACUACGAGCAGAGGAGCAAGACACUCAUUGGACUGAAUGAAACCCCCCAAGAUAGCCCUCUGCCAUCAGGCGCCACGACUCCUCGUUUCCUCGACCCCAACGGAACCGGGAACGGGCCUGCGAAGUCCAAGAAGGGCUUGAAGUCAAAGUCAUCACGGGAACCGUCACCCAGAAAGAAAAUGACCGUCACAUGUGACAGUGACAUCGAACCUGACGAUCUGAUUCCGGUAUACCUCGAUACCAAGACCAAGCUCUUUCACAUACAGCGCCCCAGGCAGGCCACCAAGAAGACGCGGUCUACCAAGAAGGCGGCUGCUGCCAACGGGCCCGAUUCCAUGAAUGAGGAGCCAUUAUCAUCGGAAGACGAACUGAAAGAAGCCAAACUGAUUGCCAAAAUUGAUCGAAUUGAACAGGAUCCACUAUUUGACAAGCCUUUGGCAGAUUAUCAAUGGCAGUCGGAUAGGAUCAUCCUGGAGCAAGAGUUUGCCGCCACGAGACAGCAGAAAACCGAACAGGUCGACCGACUGCAGGAGGCCGCGGCAUCACCACCAGAAGAUAGUUCAGAUGAUGAAAUUACAAAAGAGGCACAGAAAAUGGCCCAAGAGAUUUUGCAACAAGACAAUUCAGAUGAAGAUGCGGCUCUAUCUGACUUAUUCGCAAGCCUGCCAAUGGAGGAGACCGAUCCCAAGACUGGCAAGACGUCGAGUGUGAUUAACAAUGCAGACGGCUCCAAGAUAUUCAUUCGUGAUUUUGGGACCAAAUGGACAGGCGUCACCCCGAUGAGAGCCCUAGAAGAAGCGUGUAGAUCAAGAGACUCUGGCGUCAAAAUUGCUUACAGAGUUGUUUCCGAAGCUCGAUUCGCCAACCAACACAUGGCCAUCAUUUCGUGGUCCAAACCUCAAGAGGUCACUUCUCCGGACAUAGCCAAUGUUGACGCCAUCAUGUAUCCAAAGCAGUUUUGUUUCCAGAUGUCCACAGUGGCAACCCCUGACUCCAAACAAUCAGAAGCUUAUGUAGCGACUGUUGCCCUCUUCGCCAUCUUUGGCUCCUCAACUAAGGAAGAAAAGGUCUACUUGAGACUGCCACCUGUGUGGAAGGACUUGUGGACUGAGCUGGCCGAAGCCAAGAAGAGCCAAACCGACGCUCAAGACCGCACUAGCAUCAAGUCGUUACGCAGCCAAGUCCGACAAAGGCUCGAUCAGGAGGAGGAGGAAGGCAUUGUUCUUCAGAGUGCAUUUAAGGGCCGCGGAGCCAACCGUAACGGUAAUGGUAACGGGGAUCAGGCAAACUCGGACAGAGCGCAUGGUCACUCUAUUAGUCCCGAGUACUAUCAGAGAAUCUGGGCGGACAAGAUCAACUCCCCCAGGUUCUACAACAUGUUGCAGUUUCGCAUGCAGCUGCCAAUGUGGGCUUUCCGGGAACAGGUUCUUGAUGCCGUCGACCAAAACCAGGUCGUUAUCAUCUGUGGUGAAACAGGAUGUGGUAAGAGUACUCAAGUGCCUUCAUUCCUUCUGGAACAUCAAUUAUCGAGAGGUCUUCCAUGCAAAAUAUACUGUACCGAGCCGCGACGUAUAUCUGCCAUAUCUCUGGCACGCCGCGUUAGCGAAGAGCUUGGUGAAGGCAGAGGCGAUGUUGGAACGCCACGGUCGCUAGUCGGCUACUCCAUCCGUUUGGAAGCCAAUACAUCUAGAGAGACGAGACUAGUAUACGCCACUACUGGUAUCGUCAUGAGAAUGCUCGAAGGCUCCAACGAUCUCGGUGAAAUCACCCACUUGGUGUUGGAUGAGGUCCACGAGCGCUCAAUCGAGUCCGACUUCCUCCUGAUUGUGCUCAAGAAGCUUCUCAAUCGCCGCAAAGAUCUCAAAGUAGUUCUCAUGUCUGCCACUGUCGAUGCAGAAAAGUUCUCCAAGUAUAUGGGCGGGGCACCUGUGCUCAAUGUUCCAGGCCGCACGUUUCCUGUCCAGGUUAGGUACUUGGAGGAUGCCCUGGAGCUUACUGGAUACGCGCCAGAACAGAGCAAUCCGAAUCAAAGGAUCACAGACUUGGGCGAGGAUCCCGCAGACAGCGACUCGGAUCGCAACUCGAAUGUUGAUGCGGCCAAAGACCUGCGCCAAUACUCGCCGCGAACCCGAGUUGCAUUAUCAAUGAUCGAUGAAUAUCAGAUCGACUUUGAGCUCAUCACGCAGCUGAUUGGACAGAUUGCUGUUCAUCCAGAGUUGAUAAACUACAGCAGGGCCACAUUGGUCUUCCUCCCUGGUAUUGCCGAGAUCCGUGCACUCAAUGACGCCUUGCUAGGGGAACCAUUCUUCCAGCGAGAUUGGGAAAUAUAUCCUCUUCACUCCACGAUUGCUACGGAAGACCAGGAGCGGGCAUUCCUGGAACCCCCUCCUGGGGUCAGAAAGAUCGUUCUGGCAACCAAUAUUGCCGAGACUGGUAUUACCAUUCCUGACGUCACUUGCGUCAUCGACACUGGCAAGCAUCGGGAGUCAAGAUUCGAUGAGAAGCGGCAGCUGUCCCGUCUCAUCGACACCUUUAUCUCCAAGGCAAAUGCCAAGCAGCGUCGUGGUCGAGCUGGUCGUGUACAGGAAGGCCUGUGCUUCCACCUGUUUACGAAAUAUCGCCACGACAAACUCAUGAGCGAUCAACAGACACCCGAAAUGCUACGACUAUCUUUGCAAGACUUGGCCAUGCGUGUCAAGGUUUGCAAGAUGGGUGGUAUCGAGGAAACUUUGGCUGAGGCACUGGAUGCUCCAUCAGCUAAGAACAUCCGUCGUGCCAUUGACGCUCUUAUAGACGUGCGUGCAUUAACGGUCACGGAAGAGCUAACACCACUUGGUGCUCAGCUUGCACGCGUACCUCUCGAUGUUUUCCUAGGCAAGCUCAUUCUCCAAGGCACAAUCUUCAAGUGUCUUGAUAUGGCGAUUACGUGUGCAGCCAUUCUCUCAUCCAAAUCGCCUUUCUCUGCCCCUUUCGGCCAGCGUGCUCAAGCCGAUCAAGCGCGAAAAGCCUUCAGGCGUGCGGAUUCAGAUUUACUUACCGUAUACAACGCAUACAUUGCAUGGAAGAAAGUAUGCCAAGACCAAUCGCAUGAUUUUGCAUUUUGCAAAAAGAACUUCUUGUCCUCUCAGACACUUUCCAACAUCGAAGACCUCAAAGGUCAGCUUGUGGUGUCGCUCGUUGACUCCAGCUUCUUGAAACUGACCGAGGACGAACGACGAGCUUUGAACAGAAUGCGAUAUGCUAGCAGACGUCGCCUGUUUUUUGACUUGCCACAGCGCGUCAACAUCAAUAGCGACAACGAUCUGGUAUCUGCUUCUGUCAUCUCCUGGAGCUUCUAUCCGAAGUUGCUCAUGCGUGAGAAUAAAGGCUGGCGCAACGUCAGCAACAAUCAAAGCAUCAGCCUGCACCCGUCAAGUGUCAACAAGGGCCAUAUGGAACUGAAGUGGCUGUCUUACUACAACAUCAUGCAAUCAAAGCAGUUUCUAAAUGCCCACGAGACGAAUGCUGUUGAAAACUUUGCCAUCGCACUUCUUUGCGGCGAUGUGCGAAUUGAUAUGUACUCUGGCGUCAUCAUUCUCGAUGGUAACCGUGCUCGUUUCAGCGUGCCGGACUGGAAGGUCAUGCUUGUGAUCAAGGUCUUGCGCUCGCGGCUUCGUGAUAUCCUUACGCGGUCUUUCAAGAUGCCCGGCAAGCUCCUGACGCCCCAACAGGAGAAGUGGUUGGACGUCUGGCAGCGCAUUUUCAGCCAGGAUUUGGGGAAGUCUUAA